Messenger RNA from Aureobasidium namibiae CBS 147.97, 3795 nucleotides. RefSeq names its product P-loop containing nucleoside triphosphate hydrolase protein. Gene Ontology annotation, biological process: maturation of SSU-rRNA from tricistronic rRNA transcript (SSU-rRNA, 5.8S rRNA, LSU-rRNA). The transcript has a single exon. NCBI's taxonomy places the organism in Eukaryota, Fungi, Ascomycota, Dothideomycetes, Dothideales, Saccotheciaceae. The record is from RefSeq and is a predicted model, not a curated record. Bases 1 to 3795 code for a protein of 1264 amino acids. Gene Ontology annotation, molecular function: ATP binding; RNA binding. Gene Ontology annotation, cellular component: intracellular anatomical structure; nucleolus.
AUGCCGCCCAAAUUCGUGCCCCGCGAUCGCAAAAAGGGCAGAAUCGCCAAAGCCAAAGCAAGAAACCCGCACUCACACGACGAACCCGAAGAUGUAAACGCCGCCGAAAUCAUCCCUCCCACGCUUUCGGAAAAGGAAGCCCGUCGCACUGCGCUGCAAGAGGAGAUUCGCGCUCAAAACAGCACUGCUGUAAUUUCUGGCAAGAAAAAGAAGAGACUGGACAAAUACAUCGAUAACAAGCUCAAGAAAGAGGAGAACUUGGCUUUGAUCAAGAAGCUCGCUGCUCAGAAGGUUGACACGAGUCUGUUGCUGAGCUCGAAGAAAUUGGGUCGAGGUGGAGAGUCUGCGAGGGAGAGGCUGGAGAGGGCGCUGAGGGAGAAAGAGCAAGGAAUCAAUCUUGAAGCAAACGAUGCUAUACUGUUUGAGCAGAGAAAGAGGCCGGCGCAAGACUUGGAGAGUGAGUCUGAUGAUGAGCAGACCUCGACACCACAAGCAAACGGUUCAAAAUCAGCACCCGCCAAAGUCUCAGCACCCGCCUCCGCACCUGCAGCAGCACCAGGCAAGGGCGGGCUCUUUGCUGCCGGUGGCCUGUUUGGCAGUGGCCUGAAGAGACCGCUCGAGACAGACGAGGAAGGAAAGCCCGUCAUCAAGAGCAGGAAACGCACAAAGGUUAUCACCAAGUCUGCCCCCGUAGUCGCUCAGGAGCCAGAAUGGGACGGCUUCUCUGGAGACGAGGAUGGCGAGGAUGGUGAAGACGAAGAUGAAAGUUUAGAGGAGGAUAUUGAAGACGGCGAAGAAGACUCGGAAGAGGAGGAUGAGGAAGACGACUCGGACGACGAGGAUUCAGACGAAGAUUCGGAAGAAGAGUCCGACUCGGACGACGAGGAUAUGGAAGACGCAGACGCUGCCAAAGAGGCACAAAAAGCUCGUUCUUCGGCCUUCAAGAUGUGGGCCACUGAGAAACGCAACGAGGCCAUAGGCUUCGUCCCAUCAUCAAACCUCGAAGCUGUAAAUUCGACGACGGUCAAACAACCCACAAACUUUGUGCCUCGCGCUCCCUCACCGGAAACGCUUCCUCCAGAGCUCGCUGUAUCCGCUACUACAGAAUCAGACAACCGUCCUGCCAUCAGUCUCGUCAUUCCUCGCACCCCCGAAAUUCAAGAGGCCAGGUUGAAGUUGCCUGUUGUGCAAGAAGAGCAGAAGAUCAUGGAAGCUGUUCACAACAACAACGUCCUGGUUGUAUGGGGUGCUACCGGUUCCGGUAAAACAACUCAGGUCCCCCAGAUGAUGUUCGAAAGUGGUUACGGAAGCAAGAUCGGUCAAACAGACGGAGAUGGCAAGGCCAAGGGCAUGAUUGGUGUCACCCAGCCUCGUCGUGUUGCCGCUGUCAGUGUAUCUGAACGUGUAGGUACUGAACUGUGCGAUAUGAAGGAUCGCGUCGGUUAUCAGAUUCGUUUCGACACCACCGUCUCGAAAGACACUGCCAUCAAAUUCAUGACCGAUGGUAUCCUGCUGAGAGAGAUUGCCAACGACUUUAUCCUGUCCAGAUACUCUGCCAUUGUCAUUGAUGAGGCUCACGAACGUUCGGUCAAUACUGAUAUUCUCAUUGGUAUGAUGAGCAGAAUUGUCGACCUUCGUGCUCAAAUGGCAAAGGAGGAGCCCGAGAAGUACUACCCCUUGAAGCUCGUCAUCAUGAGUGCCACUCUCCGCAUCACCGACUUCACCGAAAACACUCGUCUCUUCAGAAACGGCCCACCUCCGAUUGUCAAGGCAGAGGGCAGACAAUACCCCGUCACCGAUCACUUUGCCCGCAAGACGACGCACGACUAUGUUGAUGACAUGUUCCACAAGGUCACUAGAGGCCACAAGAAGCUACCACCUGGAGGCAUGCUCUGUUUCUUGACUGGUCAACAAGAGAUUAUUCAGCUCGCCAAGAAGCUGCGUCAACAUUUCCCUGCCGAUACUGGCAGUCAAGCCAAGCAACCCAGAGUUCAUGUAUCUGCAGCAGAUGCUCCUCUGGAGAUUGAUGACAUGGAUGCCGAAGCUCAGCCUGCGCCUAGAAAGGACGAAGACGAUGACGAUGACGACUCGGACGUCGAGAUCACAGGCUUGGAAGAUGAAGAGGACGACAAAGAAUUCGUGAUUGAAGGCGAAGAGCAGCCUGUGGAAGCGCUCAGGGUCCACGUUCUGCCCCUGUAUUCCCAACUUCCCACAAAACAACAACUCAAGGUCUUUGAGGAGCCACCAGCAGGUUCAAGAUUGAUCGUUCUUGCCACCAACGUCGCCGAAACAUCUCUUACAAUCCCUGGAGUUCGCUACGUCUUUGACUGCGGUCGUUCAAAGGAAAAGAAAUACGAAGCCUCGACUGGUGUUCAGACAUUCGAAAUUGACUUUAUCAGCAAAGCCAGUGCUGCUCAAAGAGCCGGUCGUGCCGGUCGUACGGGACCUGGUCACUGUUACCGUCUCUACUCGUCUGCCGUCUAUGAACGCGAUUUCGAAGAGUACGCCAUUCCUGAGAUUCUCAGAUCACCAAUCGAAGGUGUUGUUCUGUCUUUGAAGAACAUGGACAUUCAGACCGUAGUCAACUUCCCCUUCCCAACACCUCCAGAUCGCAAGGCACUAGCCAAGGCCGAGAAACUCCUCACCUACCUCGGUGCCAUCGAUGCUCAUGGCAAGAUCACCGAGACUGGCAAAGAGUUGGCCGCAUAUCCCUUGUCACCAAGAUUUGCAAGGAUGCUGUUGUUGGGAAGACGUUACAACCUCUCCGCUCACACGAUAGCUCUCGUAGCUUCUCUAGCUGUUCCCGAGUUGUUCAUCCCACAGACUCAAUAUAAUCUUGAGAACGCCCCUGACGAGGCAGAAUCAGACGAUGAGAACGACACAGCCAGAGAACGCUUUGCCAAACGCCAGAUCCGCUCAGAAGCAGACAACAUUGCCGCCUCAGCAGCAGAAGUAAAGAGAAGAGCAUACGGCAAAGCACACGCCACACUCUCCCGCUGGGACGACCGCAGCGAUGCAUUAAAACUGUUGACAGCAAUGGCCGCCUACUCCGCCUCCUCAUCCCCAGCAUCCUUCUGUGCCGACUACUUCCUGCGCGAAAAAGCAAUGAAGGAAGCCGGACAGCUAAAACAACAACUCACAGCCAUCGUACGCAGCCACUCCCGCACCGGCACCGACGACCCUACACUGUCUCAAAAGACACUCCCACCGCCUACAGACAAACAACGCGCCAUCCUCAAACAAUUCGUCGCUGCAGGCUUCAUCGACCAAGUCGCCGUCCGCGCCGACAUCAUCGGCGUAGCACUAUCCCGCAACCCCCGCCGCGCAAUCGAAGUCCCCUACCGCACCCUCUUCACCUCCAGCUCUGGCGACAUCGUAGGCCAAGACCCCGAAGCCCGCGCCGCAGCCAAACUCUCUUACGUCCAUCCUUCCUCCGUACUCGCGCGCCUCACAGUGCCCGAAAUGCCCGAUUAUAUCAUCUACUCGCAUUUGUCGCGGCAAGCGCCUUCGCCUCCGUUUGACAACAUCCCAAAGACUAGAUUGCAUCCUUUGACCACGGUGACGGCGAAGCAACUCGCCAAUCUUGCGGAGGGAACGCCAUUGCUGGAGAUUGGCAAGCCGGUGGGUAAGAUUGAACAGUUGCCUAGAGGUGCUGAUGGGAGGGAGCGCAGAGAAGUCUGGGUGGGGCUGAGUCUGAGGGGUGAGAAGGAAGGCACGCCUUGGCCUGUGGGCGCGAGGAAGGUGGUUCAGAAACGUGUUGGCGGUGCUUGGGAGAUUGAGAAGGUGGUUGGUUAG